AUGAGGGCCUGUGUCCCCCUGAUAGUGGCCAUGCUCUGUGGCUUGGCCUGGGCUGGAACAACAGAGUCAUGUGCAUCUCGCUGUAAUGAGAAAUUUGACCGGGAUGCUGCCUGCCAGUGUGACCGCCGGUGCCCUCGGCAUGGGGACUGCUGUGAAGACUAUGAACAGCUGUGUACUGCUGAGGAGAACCCCAAAGAGCCGAAGGCAUUCCUGGAGCUGGAGGAGGAGACAGAGGAGGCUCCUGCUAGCAACCUGUACUCGGCACCCAGCUCCUGCCAGGGCCGCUGCUAUGAAGCUGUUGACAAGCACCACCCAUGCCACUGUGAUGCCCGCUGCCAAGAGUUUGGAAACUGCUGUGAUGAUUUUGAGAUCCUGUGUGGCCACGAGGGCUUCUCCCACAGCAGUGAUGCCAUAACCAAGGAGGAGCUUCGGAGCAUCUCUGAGAAGAUCUACAAAGCAGACACCAACAAGGCCCAGAAGGCAGACAUUGUCCUCAAUAGCCAAAAGCGCAUCCCCCGUUCCGAGACCAGAGACCGAGUGGAUUGCUGCCCAGAGCCGCUUUUCACCUAUGUCAAUGAGAAGCUGUUUUCUAAACCAACUUAUGCUGCCUUCAUCAACCUCCUCAACAACUACCAGCGGGCGACAGGCCAUGGGGAGCACUUCAGUGCCCAGCAGCUGGCUGAGCAGGAUGCCUUCCUCAGGGAGAUCAUGAAGACGGCCGUCAUGAAGGAACUCUAUGGCUUUCUCCACCACCAGAAUCGCUACAGCUCGGAGCAAGAGUUUGUCAAUGACUUGAAGAACAUGUGGUUUGGACUUUAUUCAAGAGGCAAUGAAGAAGGAGACUCAAGUGGCUUUGAACACGUCUUCUCAGGUGAAGUCAAAAAAGGCAAGGUCACUGGCUUCCACAACUGGAUCCGCUUCUACCUGCAGGAGAAGGAAGGCCUGGUUGACUACUACAGUCACAUCUAUGAUGGGCCCUGGGACUCCUACCCUGAUGUGUUGGCAAUGCAGUUUGACUGGGACGGCUACUAUAAGGAAGUGGGCUCCGCUUUCAUCGGCAGCAGCCCCGAGUUUGAGUUUGCGCUCUACUCGCUGUGUUUUAUCGCCAGGCCAGGCAAAGUGUGCCAGUUAAGCCUGGGUGGGUAUCCCCUGGCUAUCCAGACCUAUACCUGGAACAAGUCCACCUAUGGAAAUGGCAAGAAGUACAUCGCCACGGCCUAUGUGGUGUCUUCCACCUAGUAGAACUCUGAGCCAGAAAGGGGCAUGAGGGCAGUGAGGAUUCUCCCAGGAGUCGGGGGCUAUCUGCUUUGGGCUGGAGAGCGGAGGGAGGGGACUGGGUUACUGAGAUGGAUUCUCCAAUCCAGAAAUGCCCAUAUGGGAAAGAGGAAAAAGAUAUGAAUUAGAAAAAUGCAGAGAAAGUCAAAUCUUUGUGCUCCAGCAUUUUGGCAACAUAGGCUAAGAACCAGAAUCUAGACAGAAGGUGGGAACCCUCGAUAGCUCUUUGCCCUGAUGUAUACUGGAACGGUGAACAUGUCCUUUUAUCUCUCUAGGCCACGUUUCCCUUUCAUGUAAAGAAAAGAGAACUUCUCCCUUUCCUCUUUCUGGGGUUGGUGAGAGGGCAAACUUGAUAUUAUUACUUUGAAAGGGUUUUCAAUUGUUCUCAGGAAGAACGGCUGAUAGAAAUUCAAGGUUACUAUAAUGGCUGUUAUUGUAUACAGCUCUACAAACUACAACUCCCCCUUUGCUGGGGGCCUCAAAGAAAUCAGGCCGUGGAAACCAAGCAGUGAGGAUUUAAUCUUUUUUGGGGUUAGAUCUUCUGAGACAGGGUCUGGGGAAACUCUGAUGUGGGACGGAGAAGAGUAAAGGGCUACUGUGAGUGUGUAGGCUGGGGAGGGGAGGACUUCUCCAGGCCUGAGUGCUUUUGUUGCCAGCUCAGUAUCUGCAUCAAGGAGCUUCCCCCUUGUGCAGCUACAGAGCUGGGUUUUGAUCCUGGAUAAUUUUUUGAAAGAGUUCAACUCACAGGAAGAAGAUUUAGCAUCAGAAGAAGAAAGGAACCUAUAGCUUGGUAUUAUUAACAUAAUUGUUUUAAGGCUUAUCCAACAGCCAUAAUUUGCUUCAAACGGACUCCAGAAUGGGAGACCUGGGAGACCGGGGCUCCUUAUCUCAACCUCAAUUAUGCAUUUCUCCCCUGACCCCAUGGGGAACCAGAUGACGUCCCAGAGCCAGGCUUGAACAUAAGAUUUAAUUCAAGUCUCCAAAUAAAGUCAUUUGAGAAAACUUGAAAUGUGUCUCUUCUUUUCAUUCCCACCCUUCUCAAUUGUUGGUCUCCCUGUCUUUUCCAUGGAGGUCUUGAGUAGAGAUAAGAGUAGUGUUUGAGGCUUCAGGGUUUCUUCAGGAUGGCUUGAAGCAUGCGUUAUCUUGGUGAAGUCCCUGGUGACUUAACAAAUCUCUCUAACCAAUAGGGAGAGAGAAUUCUUGCUGGUGCACCUAUGAUUUGAAGGAUAGAAGGAGCAUCACACAUGGACUAUGGGGGGGGGUAAAUGAAGACUGGUGCUCUCCCACUCGCACAAACCAGGCCCUCCUGACCACACAGAUAAGGAGGACAACGAUUCCUAUGGAUGCAUCUUCUGCGCUUGCAGAGAUGGACCAAACUGAGGAAGAAGAAAUGCUAAAGAGGUAUGUAAGACGAGUUCUCAAACCUGUAAACACAUGUUUUAGGACUCAGAUGCUAGGAAAAGGCCAGGAUUGAACGGAUACUUCAAGCAGGUCACAUUGCGCAGAUGGAUGAAACAGGGCCUCCUCCUUGCCCUUCCCCAGGGGAGCUCAGUCAAAUGAGCAAGACAGGGGAGUCACUAGAGCAUAGGAUUUUUAGGUGAAUGACAUAUCGUUAGACACCACAAAGCAAGUAUCGGGGAUAAAAUUGUUGAGGGGGUCCUGGAGGAGUCCUGGUGGCGCAAAUGGUUAAGCGCUCGGCUGCCAACCGAAUUGGUGGUUCGAGCUCAUCCAGUGCAGUCCUACUCUGCCAUAUGCGGUCACUAUGAGUCAGAAUCGACUCGAUGGCAACGGGUUUGGUUUUUCAUGAGUCGGAACAGACUGCACCCCACAACAACAGGGGGAUACUCAAGACUUUAUUAUUUUGGAAGUGAGAAUGUGACAGGAUGACCCUGCAGUUUUUGGGUUAUAUCACGUUAAGAUAAGUCAUACUAGAAGCUGAGCUAAGCGUCACA
Loxodonta africana (African savanna elephant) is the source of this 3227-nucleotide messenger RNA. RefSeq names its product endonuclease, poly(U) specific (gene ENDOU). The transcript has 10 exons. The coding region runs from base 1 to 1239 and encodes 412 amino acids. Gene Ontology annotation, biological process: immune response. Gene Ontology annotation, molecular function: scavenger receptor activity; RNA endonuclease activity; polysaccharide binding. The record is from RefSeq and is a predicted model, not a curated record. Lineage: Eukaryota; Metazoa; Chordata; Mammalia; Proboscidea; Elephantidae.